UUGUACUGGUGCGCGCACGCGGGCGAGACGCGGGCCGCGCUCAAGCUCAUCGAGGAGGGCGCGGACGUGCUCUGGCGGAACCACAACGAGCAGUGCAUCCUUUCCGCGGCGGCCAAGGCCGGGGACGUGGAGAUCAUCCGGGCCCUCGUCAAGUGCGGCGCGCCGCCGAGCCACGAGAACAUCUGGCACAUGACGCCGCUGCACGAGGCCGCGCGCGCGAACCGCGGGCCGGCGAUCCGCGCGCUCGUCGACCUCGGCGCGGACAUGGAGGUCCGCGACCUGGACGGCUACAAGCCCAUCCACACGGCCUGCACGACGAACGCGGUCGACGCGAUCCGCGAGCUCGUGCUGCUCGGGUCGACGACGACGAUCCGCGACAACCACAACUGGACGCCCAUC
This is a messenger RNA of Aureococcus anophagefferens, 399 nucleotides long. RefSeq lists its product as hypothetical. The transcript has a single exon. Gene Ontology annotation, molecular function: protein binding. The annotation marks the transcript as partial. The record is from RefSeq and is a predicted model, not a curated record. Lineage: Eukaryota; Pelagophyceae; Pelagomonadales; Pelagomonadaceae.